CUCCGUUGUGGCAAAAUUUCAGUUUACCACUAGCCAAAGGCCAAAGCCACCAACCGAAGUCUGUGCCACCGCCGCCGCUGCGAUGGAAACCGCCGCGCCGCCGCGCGUCCAGGCCCUCGCCGAGACCGGCGUGUCCCGCCUCCCGGCGCAGUACAUCCAGCCGCCCGAGCACCGCCCGGCCCACCCGUCGUCCUCCCCCGUUCCCGCCGCGCUCUCCAUCCCGGUCGUCGACCUCUCGUCCCCCAACGCGGCCGACGCCGUCCGCGCCGCGUGCGCGGACUGGGGCGCCUUCCACGUGGUCGGGCACGGCGUGCCGGGGGAGCUCCUCGACGCGGUGCGCGGAGCUGGGCUCGCCUUCUUCCGCGCGCCCAUGGAGGACAAGCUCCGGUUCGCGUGCGACCCGGCCAGGGGCGCCGCCGCGGAAGGAUACGGCAGCCGCAUGCUCGCCAACGACGACUCCGUGCUCGACUGGCGCGACUACUUCGACCACCACACGCUCCCGGAGUCCCGCCGUGAUCCCGCCCACUGGCCCGAUUUCGUCCCCGGAUACAGGGAUACUAUUGUGAAAUACAGCAAUAGCAUGAAAGAUCUUGCUCAAAGAUUGCUGCGUAUCAUCUCUGGAAAUCUGAAUCUGCCACCAUCUUAUAUAGAAGAGGUGGUUGGAGAAGUUUAUCAGAAUAUCACCAUUAGCUAUUAUUCUCCUUGUCCACAACCAGAUCUUGCUCUUGGAUUGCAAUCUCAUUCUGAUAUGGGUGCAAUAACGCUUCUGAUACAAGAUGAUGUGGGUGGCCUCGAGGUAUUGAAGGAUGGAAUGUGGAUACCUGUGGCUCCUUUGCCUGAUGGUAUCCUUGUCAUUUUGGCUGACCAGACAGAGAUCAUCACCAAUGGAAGAUACAAGAGCUCUGUUCAUCGAGCUGUUGUCAAUGCUGAACGUGCACGCUUGUCCGUGGCGACAUUCUAUGACCCAUCAAAGUCAAGGAAAAUAUGCACUGCCCCACAGCUUGUGAGCAAGGAUGAGCCACAAAAGUAUCGGGAUGUAAUCUAUGGUGACUAUGUCUCAUCUUGGUAUAGCAAAGGUCCAGAGGGCAAGCGCAACAUUGACGCCCUCCUGAUUCAGCCGUAGAGUUAGAGGUGCCUGGUUCUUUGAAAAAAAAUAGUUAGAGGCGCCUAAAAACAUGAUACAACAUACAAGCCGUUCGGGUGUGUCCCAAUACAUGUCCAACAAAGCAGUUACCAAUCUUGAUCAAUAAAGAUAGGGAAUACAACUUGUAUGAUGUAUAUGGUGCAAUAAAGUACUUUAUCAUUGCCAAUAUUUGUUAA
Molecule: messenger RNA, 1320 nt
Organism: Panicum hallii
Lineage: Eukaryota; Viridiplantae; Streptophyta; Magnoliopsida; Poales; Poaceae
Product: probable 2-oxoglutarate-dependent dioxygenase ANS
Exons: 3
Coding region: 83-1123 (346 amino acids)
Source: RefSeq, a predicted model, not a curated record